UCCUCAGUAAUAGUUUAGAAACUAGUCCGUUCCAUAUUAACAUGCCGAGAACAAGACUGCAAGCAGCAGAAGCCAGGAGAAGAAAAUCUCUUCCUAGAAAAAGGAAAUAAUGUUGGAAACAAAAGCAACAAUCCUAUCAUUUCAUCGUUAACUACCAUCACAUGAAUACCCCCUUGAAAAAUCACCCAAUUCUCCAACUCUUGUAUAGAUGCAAAACCUUAAAUUCGUUGGGGCAAAUUCAUGCCCAGAUGAUCACAACAGGCCUCAUCCUCCACACCUACCCUUUAAGCCGCAUCAUCCUUGUUUCCUCCUCCAUCGCCACCAACAUAUCUUAUGCAGAAACCAUCUUCAACCAAGUCAAAAACCCAACAAUUUUCCUGUACAACAUCCUCAUUUCAUGCUAUACCACGAAAGGCAAAAACCAUGAUGCAUUAUCACUGUACAACCGAAUUUUUAGUAAUAAUAUGACUAGCUCUGCAAAACCCAAUAAUUAUACAUACCCAUCUCUUUUUAAGGCCUGUGGAGCUCAACUAUGGUUCCAACAUGGAAAAGCCUUGCAUGCCCACGUCCUAAAAUUUCUUGAACCUCCCUAUGAUCAAUUUGUUCAAGCCUCGUUGCUUAAUUUUUAUUCAAGCUGUGGGAAAAUUGGUGUUGCCAGAUAUCUUUUUUAUCAGAUUAGUCAGCCUGAUUUGGCUGUGUGGAACUCUAUACUCUCAGCUUAUGCAACUAAUUGUAGUGUAAAUUUUGAUGCCAAUGCGGAUAGUUUUUGUGAUAGCACGGGUCUCUGGCUAGAAGUAUUGCAUUUGUUCAGUGAAAUGCAGAAGUGUUCAAUUCAACCUAAUGAAGUGACCCUUGUGGCUUUGAUUAGUGCUUGUGCUGAUUUAGGCGCACUUAGUCAAGGAAUGUGGGCUCAUGGUUAUGUAGUUAGAAAGAAACUUGGGCUUAAUAUUUAUCUUGGCUCUGCAUUGAUCAAUAUGUAUUCAAAUUGUGGGUGUCUCAAGUUGGCUUACCAGUUGUUUGAUGAAUUGCCCGCGAGGGACACGUUUUGUUAUAAUGCUAUGAUUAGAGGGCUUGCAGUUCAUGGUCAUGGUCGAGAGGCGCUCGAAUUGUUUGAGAAGAUGGCCCUGGAGGGGUUAGUUCCGGAUGAUGUCACACUUUUGGUUGUAAUGUUUGCUUGCUCACAUUUGGGAUUGGUGGAUCAGGGGUGCAAAUACUUUUACGCAAUGCACAGAGAUUAUGGGAUUGCCCCUAAGCUCGAACAUUAUGGUUGCCUAGUGGAUAUCUUGGGCCGAGCAGGUCGUGUUGAGGAGGCCGAGGAAACGAUUCAUGCCAUGCCCUUGAAGCCUACUGCUGUCUUAUGGAGGUCUUUACUCGGGGCAGCUAGAGUUCACGGGAACAUACAGGUGGGGAAAGUUGCCUUGAAGCAUUUGAUACAACUGGAGCCCGAAACUAGCGGGAAUUAUGUUCUCCUUUCAAACAUUUAUGCCAGCAUGAAUAGAUGGGAUGAUGUGAAGAAUGUCAGGAAGUUGAUGAAAGAGUUUGGGAUAAAUAAAAUGCCAGGAACCAGUAUCCUUGAGAUUGAUGGAGAAAUGCACGAGUUUUCUAGUGGUGACAAAACACAUCCAAAAGCGAAAGAGAUAUAUUUGAAGCUAGACGAUAUGAAUGGUAGGCUAAAGGAGCAUGGUUAUAAGCCAAGAACCAGAGAAGUGUUGUUUGACAUUGAAGAGGAAGAGAAGGAAGAUCAUCUUUCAUAUCAUAGUGAAAGGUUAGCUAUUGCUUUUGCUCUUAUGGAAUGUCGUUCUGAUUCACCUAUUAGAAUUAUAAAGAAUCUUCGAGUAUGUGGUGAUUGUCAUGAUAUUACAAAACUUAUUUCAAGGAUAUAUGGAAGAGAGCUUAUAGUAAGGGACAGAAGUAGAUUUCACCAUUUCAGGGAAGGGACCUGUUCAUGUUUGGACUAUUGGUAACUUGAUCUCUCGAUGGUAAAAUCACACUCUCUAUGAAUCCUUUAUUUCAGUGGCAGGAAUUAUCCCAAGAAUCAUCAUAAUCACGCCUGUCUCUCUCUUUGACGAGCACGCAUAAUGAUCUUGACAACCGUUCAAGAGAUUUUCCAAUAUCAAGGCAUGAUUCAAUGCACUUUUCAGAUUUCGAAGCCAAAGUCCCAAGCAGUUGAUUACGAAGAAUAUGAGCCAUCUCUAGCAUUUCAACCAUAAUGCCUCCUUUGAAACCAUUUUCAUGACACCGUCUCAGUCCUCUGCACACAUGGACAAGUAAUAAAGCAUUUCAAACUGGGUUAUGUGGAAGAUGUGCUUGCAAUCCGUGGGCAUGAGGUGGUUUGUGAGACGGCGAGAUCUCAAGUAGUUGAGGUGAUUAUGAGGUGAAGCAGAGGGCUGCUUUCAAGAUUAAGGCGUCGAAGAUGGAAAGAUCAAAAUGUAAAAAAUGAUCAAAUCAAGAUCAAAUGGUGUGACAGAAAAUUUACAAACAAAACGUGUUUAUAAGAAUGCCAAUCGAAGACAGGUUGAAGAAGCUGAAGCAUCCAGGGCACCCAAUCAACGAUGCUUAGUUCAGCUCUACUAGUAUGUACCGGGCAGCUCAAAGAGAGAUUGUAUCAAAGAAGGUUCGUUCAAGCGGAGGCCAGCGGUGGGAAUUCCAACUUCCUUCUCUCAGUUGAAAUCAAACGUAAUAAGAAAGAUAAUGGGCGACCAAGGGGAUGAGCAAGCAUAAGGAAGUAGCAUAUCUAUUUGCUUUUCUGGGCUUUACUUGAGCAGUAUGACGCUAUACUAGUAACCCGGUCAAGAGCAACCGGUUCAGCUUUUGAAAUUAGAGCUAUACAAACAAGGGCAAAAGGGUCUA
Molecule: messenger RNA, 2850 nt
Organism: Coffea arabica (coffee)
Lineage: Eukaryota; Viridiplantae; Streptophyta; Magnoliopsida; Gentianales; Rubiaceae
Source: RefSeq, a predicted model, not a curated record